This is a messenger RNA of Spirometra erinaceieuropaei, 8315 nucleotides long. The record is from the annotation of a GenBank genome assembly. NCBI's taxonomy places the organism in Eukaryota, Metazoa, Platyhelminthes, Cestoda, Diphyllobothriidea, Diphyllobothriidae.
AUGGCAGAUUGCUGCGUAAGCAAUAUGUACCCCUUCCAUGGUUUCCGAACAAUCGUACGAAUGCAAUCAUGAUUCAUGGAGAACAUACAUAAUGAUUAAUUAAUUUUACUUUUUUAAAUGGAAAAUUGAGCAUUUUUCAAUGUUUGCCAUUAAGUAAAGUAGCCAAUCCGAUUUUCAAAUCUCUGAUAGGAGUUUUUUUGAUCCUUAAAUUUAAACAUUUGGCCAAUUACUCUAUCCCUCCCGUUUAGUUAUUGCCAUUCAUCAAGUUUGCGACAUUAUUUAUACCUAGUGCUACACUAUGACUAUUCGAAGAUCUUUUUGUAGAGAUGUGUCGCGCCACAUAAAUCUGCCUCGGAGAACAAGCAAAGCACAUUUUUAAAGACCUUAGGGGCAGUAGACAAGAUGAUGUGAAAAUGUGCACGUAUUUGUAAAAUGUUUUCAAGGGAAAAGUACACUCUUUACGUACGGCGCUUAGCAAAGGCGUACCUGUCUACGAAUAUAAAGUUAAAUUUUUAUUCGUUUUUUCUUUAAAUGACAUUCGAAUUUUUGCGAACACCGGACCUCAGUAUACACAUGCAUAAUUUCCUCAAAUGUCUGGAAAUAACGUCGUUUAACGUCCAGCAUGUUUUCCCUUCGAAAUUCGUUCAGGGUUAUCUUUUUGACUGCCAAAUUCUACAACUAUUUAUACUAGGCCUGAUAGAAUUUUGUCGAGAACGUUCGGCAAUACUGUCCGAACAACUUUGGGACUGUAUUCUAUGCUAAUUAGUGUUGUAAGCUAGAUUAACUAAUUUGUUAUUUCAGCGUCGUGCAUAAGUAUUUCAGUUAAAGUCUUAUAACUUGCGGAGCCUAUUGUAUUCACCGGAUCAUUGGAUUUUCACAGCCGAAGACUGACAUGUGUGCACAUUUCAGACUGUUUUUGUUAAUUUGCGCUACUAUUUUUAGUUUGCACCUGUUCGCAUACUUAGAUUCGGCUUGACGUAAAAAUAUUACGUCUUUGGAUAGUUGUCGACGCGGAAAUCGGAUAUUCCAUGAAUCAGCAUACAGUGACACAAUCGCAAAAUUAGGCGCGCAUGCGUACGUUUACUCAGGACUCGACUUCAUAAUAAACACUGCAGGAACUUGAGGUGGCUAAGGUGUUCCUGCAGAAAAUCGUUGCGCUAAUUCGUCGCAGGCAAAAUAUUUAUUUAAAAUACUGGGCUAGCAAACCAAAAUAGCCUUUUGACUGGUAACCUUACGUCUUCUACCUGCAAACUCCACAGGCAUCCAAGCAAAGGCAGGAAACAUUUUACAAUUGUUGCCUUGGUUUUUGCAGACCUUCGUAAUUGAACUUGAAUCCUCCCAAUCUGCGUUCUUCGCUCUCUAUCGCCAAUCUACUGUGAUCGCGCAGCUUGAGCUGCCGGCAAGUGUUACUCCUUGUUUAUGCAUUUUGAUCCGCAAAAAUUGGAAUUGGUUCGCAUGCUGAUUUAAACGCAACCUUUGCAGUCUCCACAUUUCCAAGGAUAAUAAACACAUUCGUAGGCACAUCGGACGUCUUCGACUGAUGCGUAUAUUUUCAACACUAAGAGAAUUGGGCUUUAAAACCGAUGUCAACUGUCCACUUGAAAUCUUCGCACAACGUAGUUCUAAUUAACUGACUGUAACUUGUUGAAAUUUAAAAUAACUAAACCACAAGUUUUGCAUGUCAGCAUAAGGCAGUUGCAGACCGUAAAAAAAUCCUAGUAUGUUUUUUGUACUUAGUUCGCAAACGUCUAACAAAUGUGGGAAUUUCUGUCAGUAACUAAUCCGCCCUUGUUAAUUUUUGACGCAUAACCGCUGCUACCGUUCUUCCAACCUUUCUGAUGCAAUUCCGUUUUGGCAGUUUCCCUUCUUGCCAACAUAAUCCUGUUACAUCUGUUUCUACUACGCAGAGAUCAAAUUCAUCCGCCAGCAUCCCCUGCAGGACAGUUAUAAUAUUCACUUUUUGCACUCUGAGAAUGUCAGUAAGACAGUGUUUUGUUAACGCGAAAAACAUGAAUACGAGGGCCAGUUGUUAAUGGCUCCGUGCAAGAAGUAGGUAGGAUUAGUUGUUGCUCACACCGGUUAUUUACUAGCCGAUAGUCUACAGGUGUCACACCAAAUAAUUUAAAAGCUCUGACAAAAAACAAAAAGAGAUACAGCACAUAGACAGACAGGCCUUCUUCGUCUUAAGAUUUUCUUCUGAGUGGGACACAUUAAAUAGAGAAUUAUCACAGACAAUAUGUUUUAAUUCCACUCGGAUAAUAGCGUUUAUUCAAAAGGUAGAUCAUACUUAUCAGAGAAUAUUAAUUUUAUUGUCACUUUUAUUAAUGUCCCUACCGGUAAUCGUACGACCAUUGUUGUUAUUAUAAGAUCCACCAUAAGGACGACGAUGACGUGAGCCGUCCCUCUUCCGAAUAGGGCGUCGUGGCCGCUUGCGUCGAAAAUCGCCUAUUAUAGAGGGAGGGCGGAUUCGUUUCAUAUCCAAAUCUCUUUCUCAUCCCGCAAAACAGCGGUGCGUAUUGCUACCUGUUAAAGGGAUGGCUGAGUGAAAGUUCAUGUUGGUCCCCCUCCCUAGUAGGAGAAUCGGUCUAGCGAUUUGAUAAUGACAGUAGGCUUAAGGUAGGUGUAUUGAACAUUCGGUGCGGACUGGCGCACUACUGCCUACUUCUACAGCUCGAUUUUUAAUAUCAAGUUGGCGCUUUCUUAGGCGAAUAGACCGAGAUCUUGUCACAUACCUGCUGAAUUUUUGUUGCUCAGUCUACGGUCGUCGGCUAAGAGGUCAUGUCCUUUGACAUUUUAAGUGUAUGCAGAUCGUUUUUUACCGAUUCGGCAAUUGACGUCGAUUUAAAGUCGUUCACCACGAUAGGCAUCCAUCAAUACUGCGACGACAUUAGGACUGAAGUGGGUUUUACCUCGUUUAGCACAAGGGACCUCUCAUGCUGGCCCAUCGUACGUAACAUGUCCUGCCACGUGGUUAAUGUAAAUUGUUCGAGACAUCCAAAUCAAUUUCUUUCUAUAACCCCUGUUCACAAUUACCACCAUUAUCAUCAUUACCAUCACCACCUUCAUAACCACCAUCAAACUGCUGCUACUGAUACUACUACUGCCUAGACUGACAGAUGUAAAAGUAUAUGACCAUCACAGUUUGUACGAUAACAUUACGCUGGAGAGAGGUAUUACCUUUUUCCAAGCUUAUGCUGGUUUUUCAUAUUUGAUUUUCAGCUAGAUAUUGACCAGUUGGCCCAAUACUCGGAAACUUGGCAUACUGUUCGUAGUUUCGAUUCGCCUCCAAAAACGGUUUGUUGUUUGUGUUGCAUUUUAUCUCUUCUUACGGCGCGCCGCCUGUUGCUUUCACAGCAAGGCUUUUCCAGCAAUAUAUCUGCUGUUACUUGUUCAUUGUUUGAUUUUUACGCUCUCCAUUUCUCGGAAGUUUGUUUGGUAUGAUUUACCAGGAUCCCUCACUUUCAUACAAAAUUUAUGACAAACAGCAUUGGCAGUGACUAUGGCACCAGCACGUAACGAUAGUUAGUGUAACAAUUUGAUGCGGAUUCCAGGCUUCGUAUAUCACUAACUUUGGCGCAGGUUUGUUGACUAAGACAUUUAAAGGCCCAUACCAUUCAUGCACCUUUUGGGUUUGCGAAGUUCAUUUUAGUUCUAUACAGUAGUAACGCGAAUGGAUAUUUCCUAUCUUUUUCUGAGGAGCAGUAUUAAUCCGCUAGACCUUUAAACUAACGCCAGAAUUCCUUGUCCAGUAAUUUCGCAAAUCAAUGUUGAAUCUUACUAACGUGAUCGAUGGGUUUUCGGUCCAUUCCUGCAGUCCUGGGCAACUAGUACGUCGGAAGGAAGUCUUAUUUACUCAGGCUGAAAAAGCGGAAGUAGAGUGUCUGCAUUGUGUUCUACCUUAAGCUUUUCUAACACAAAUUCUCUCACUGUCAGAUUAAAAUGAAGUUGUCCCUCUCCUUCACGGAACGAAAUCGGGCUUUUGUUCUGUCUACUUCUUUGGAGAAUUCGGACAUAUUUGGCCAACCUCUGGUCGAAGUCUUAAAGUAAGUUAGCAUCGCAUACCACACUUGUUUGAUGUCUGCACUUAACCAUUCAUUGUAUAAUUAUGCUAGGCCUACAUUAAAAAUAGUUAAUAUAACUCUAACAGAGUGGGUAAUCCAGCAUAAGCUUACAUUUAGGCGUCCCUACAUGUACAUGCUGCCCUUAGAGUCCACACGAAGCAUACUAUUUUCGCGCAUUCCUGGGACUCAGUGAGCUUGUAUUUUUCCGAAUUUCCAAGCUCCCCAUUUAGGCCCGAAUCAUAAAUGCCUUCAGCUUUAGUGGCCUAUGAUACGUGACUGCUAAUCAAAGCCUAGUUUAUCCGUCUUUUUAUUUAAAGUUUUCAAACAUCGGCUAACAAGUGUCCAUCAUAGGCCGUCAGGCAUUUCGUCCAUUAUUUCAGCCUUUUUGCAAAGAACUUAGUUUAUGGUGCAACUUACGUCUGAAAACAUGUUCAGUGAAAUUAACCUGAAGGUUUUUACUACUGGUAAACUUAUGUUACGGUGUGUUUAACUAAGCUUCUGCUUUUAGGAGGGAUCAGCUCCGCUCAGAGAGACUACAUAAAAUCGCUUCCUCAGGUCGGGUAGAGAAGAUAACGGGAAGGGCUGAGGCUCUGGCUCCCAACGGUGUACAUGUUCCAGUCAUCGUCAGUACUUGUGCCGAGGAAAUUGAGCGAAGAGGUCUGGCAGAAGAGGGUAUCUAUCGAAUCUGUGGAAGUUUAUCCUCCGUCAAUUACCUUAAGGAACAGUUUAAUCGAGGUGCGUCUUCGAAUACUGGGAAACUUUAGACCGAGUUUUGUUUUUUCCUUUGGAGAAAGUGGAUAUAUUUCAUGCUUAUGCCAGACAAAGUAAAAUGACCCGAAGCAUCUAAAACAACCCCUUUUAUACUUUUGACUGUGUUGCUUCUCUAAUGAAUCUUGAUUUCAGUAGUUAUGCCAUUUGGACUUGCUUUAUUCAACAUCUACUAAAAAAAAUCCAUAUUACCGCUGCCUUCAGAUUGUUAAGGGGUUCUGAAUUCCGGAUUUGUAACGCUCAUUGCUUAAAAAAUUUACAAACUACCUUGUUUCCCCUAGGCAGUUGUCGAAGACUUGUUUCAACGGGUUAUUCGGAGAUAUUUGUUGCUUCUUUUUAGCUUAGCGACUGCAAUUAUCACUAGCUUGUUAUUGAUUUUGUUCCAGCCUGCUUUAUGCACUAUUUUAGGGUGAGUAUCACAAAUGAGGAGACGGAAUUCACUAUAGUAAACGAGUUUUCUCAGUUUUUCUCGUAUGCGACGCCGUAACUCGAACCGGCUCACCCAGCAAACCGCUCCUAGUGUAUUCUUGCCGCCGUUUUAACAAACAUUCCUACCAACAGUUAACGCAACUUUGAAGCUGUCAGGCUAAACAGCCAUUAUGAUUAUUCCAAUUCUUGUGCGUAAGAAAGCCCAACUUAUUUAUUUGUACGACUGAGGCAAAAUCUGUGAAAUAGGAAUAUGUGAAAGUUUAUUUAGUUUUCCUGUGAUAGUACUUCGCUCUCCGAUAUUUUACAAAUCCAGCGCUUUCAGAAGUCUUAUUGCCUGUGUCUUCAGGAUAUUUGGCUUUGUUUUGCAUCUGUUAUAUUUGCCAAACCAAAUUGGCAAACAACUUCUAAAGUUCUCGAUUUACAUUUAGACGUGGACACGGCCGUAAAGCAACUGGCGGACUACGACGUCCACGUUCUAUCAAGCCUCCUUAAGGCCUUCUUCCGUGAACUUCCAGAACCGCUGAUAACUUCGACCGAAUUCAUUGCCUUUGUUAAUGCACUAGGCAAGUUUUCACCAUCCUGCCAAUCCUGACAUCUCUGUUUCCCUUCUGCGAGCGAAAAACCGUCAAAUUAUAUUUAGGUCCGGAUGCAUAAACGGUUCAGUUUAAAAACAAAAAAUUGUAGCAAAUGCGACCAUGGAGCAUCCUCUUCACGACGGAUCAUUUUCUUAAGGGUAGUUUUCCUAAGUUAUUAACUUGUGAAGGCACCGUUAGUGAAGACAGCAAUAACUGCAGUGCUGUGACGUCAAAAUCAGUGUGCGCAAAAUAUUUCCUCGGGUAGCAUUAUGCUUGAGUACGUCGAUGUGAAUUUUUCGCAAGUACUGUUAUAACAUAAGCCAUCAAUGAUUUUCCACUGCGCACACCACUUCGUAUUUGUAGUUAUUUUUUUGUUUCGUCUGCGAAAUUUCGAAACCUUAAUAUUUUGGUUGUCAUCGGAUUGUUGCAACGCAAGCUCCAUACAUUAAACAUAGUCUCACGUGUGAAGUUUAAUGACGAGCUUGUCGUCUUUUUAAUUCUGCAGAUGUCGUGGACAUCAAUGAAAGAAUCAAAAUGUUGAAUCAUGCCCUCGCCUCUCUACCGAAACCACGGAGGGAUACACUUCAGUACCUUCUGCGUCAUUUGAUUCGGUAAUCCCCCCUUAGUAUCAUAACCAUGUAUUCCAUCAUCGAAAUCACACAUAAGAUAUACCUAAUAAAAGGAAAUCUCGAGUCAUUUUUAACAUGCAUAAUAUUUAGGAUGAGCUUUUCUGCACCGAAAGCUCGCAGCAAUAUCUCGUAUUCGUGCCGGCAGAUAGUAGAAUGUCGAAAGACUAUAAAAAAGUAUUUGGAAACACAACGAAACCUUUCAGACUAUUUUAUAUGGUACGGAAGGUUAACUUACUCCCUGAAACAAAACUACCAGUGUUGUAGUUCCCGAAGUACCACUGCGCAGAAUUAAUCUAGACAGUUCGACCAUCGUUGCCGACGGUGCCUACUGUGUGCUUCACACCUGGUAAGAGUAGUGAUAGUGAUUUUUAUGAGUUACAGUGAUGGUAGACCUGCACCGCAUCUAUCGCACUCCCCUCUUGACCUGAAGAUUGGGGCAGGAGAGGGCGCAGGUGGCUGGCACGAAUAAAAUUCGCACCUGGGACUAUUAAUACAUUCCGUGGUCCACAUCGUACACUGACCAGAAUCUUAUAUCAUAAGAACAAAGGAGGCCGGAUUAAAUCCCAAUUGGUACAGCGUACGCCCGCAAUUAGGCCUGCAUUGGACUUCGAUCAUGUCUCCUGUUGGUUCAGAGCAUCAAUCUCAUGGGCCGUUUUAGGGACACAAAAGUCAAUACUAACGUAAAAUAAAACAGAACAGCAGCUUUUCCUUAGCAUUUUCACACCGAUGUCACAAAAUGGAUUCGGAUAAGCCUGCUGUCUUGUAGAUUAUUUUUUGCCCCCAUUGUCGCUUAAGCCAGGAGUAUGUUUCCCCAGUGUGCUUUGGACCUAACUUAGGCCGACAAUAUGGAACAAGUUGUUCCGUAGUUUACAUGGGCCUAUAGAGCCAGGAUGCUGUGCAAUUAGAACGCGAAUUAAAAUAGCAGUUUACUCUUCGAUAUACUUCUGGAGCAAUUUACGAUGGGCUUAGCCCGAUGUUUUUUAGCUUUUAUUCCCUUUAAACUGGGUGCACAGACGCAGUUUACUGCACUCAGUGUUAGUUAAACAGUGCGUAGCACAUGAAAGUUUUAAAUGCUGAACAAAGUACAAGGUUGUGGAUUACAAGAGAGUCCGUCAACAAAGUGUGACGAAGACUUGCUCUGCGAUUGGCUAGAGUUAAACACCUGAAACGUUAGAACGAUAGCAAGCUAACAGCUGAUGCCAGUUUGCUUUGAAUUCGACUACGCGAUUUCUGGUUGUAGACGUUGAGUUUGUAGUUAUCUACCAAAUUGUACAUUUGGUUUAUUCAAUGUUUUUACAUGAGUCAUCUGUUUCCCGGACAAUCUGAAGAAAUCCGUAUUUAUGGCGGAGCUCAUUGGUUAAAAGGCAUAGCUAAGCUUUCUUUGACUUUCUUACAAGCGAAGUCCCCUUGUUUGGGGACACUUUACGUAGUUAUCCAUCUCGUACUGAGGGAAAGUUUGAUUUCACUUAUAAAAUUAAAACCCGACCCAGACGUUGCUGGUUGGUCAAGGCUUUCCUCACCGGCGUACUUAUAAACAGAAACCGAAGUUAUUCAAAUUAUUUUAAAGUCCCACUGGGACAGGUUAGUUUAAAAUAUCCUAAAUUGCCUGUUAUUUCGAAUUUAGUGUCGGGGAACAUGAAUCGUCCAAUAAGAUGGGCCUGAGCAAUUUGGCCCUGAUAUGGGCAAUGACAUUAUUCCAGCCGCCUACUGGGGUGACGGAGGCUGAAAGUUCGUUUGCGACGCCGAAUGUCACAUCCAUUGCCUCCCUGGGCGCCAUGCAAACACGGCUACUUCAUCAACUACUCAAGUCGACCGAGGAAGGCUCAUUGUCUGUAGACUCCACCGAUUUUUAA